AAUUUUUGGGAUUUUUUUGGGGAUUUCAGUGCGUGCAGGAGAUGGGGAACGGCAAAGCCAACCGACUGUAUGAAGCUUACCUGCCCGAGAACUUCCGGAGACCACAGACCGACCAGGCCGUGGAGAGUUUUAUCCGCGAUAAAUACGAGAAGAAGAAAUUCAUGGACAGGAGCAUCGACAUCAGCGCGUUCAGGAAAGAAAACUACGACAAAUGGAAAAGGAACAACGAGUCGGAACGAAAACCGGAACCCAUCAUCUUCGAGAAGGUGAAAAUGCCCCAAAAGAAAGACGAAACGCAGCAAUCCCGGAAAAAUUCACCCAAAUCUGAGCCGGUCAUGGAUUUGCUGGGACUGGACGCCCCCGUUCCCGUUCCCGUUGCCAACGGCCGACCCGGCAGCCUGGAGAAAGAUCUGGAUCUGUUCGGGUCUGUGGGGUCGGAGCCCAGGAGGGCCGUGGGCUCCAUGCCCAGCUCGGGCAGCGCCGGUUCGGUCCCCGAGCACCUGAACCUGUUUGCGGAGCCGGYGCGGCCGGACGAGGGUGGCCGGAGGCUCUCCAAGGACUCCAUCCUGUCCCUGUACGGCUCC
Malurus melanocephalus (red-backed fairy wren) is the source of this 584-nucleotide messenger RNA. Its product is annotated as stromal membrane-associated protein 2-like. Gene Ontology annotation, molecular function: GTPase activator activity. The annotation marks the transcript as partial. Lineage: Eukaryota; Metazoa; Chordata; Aves; Passeriformes; Maluridae. The transcript is spliced from 6 exons. The record is from RefSeq and is a predicted model, not a curated record.